GCGCCCGGGCGAGCGCGGUGUGGGGAGGGCGGGGCCUGCGUCUUGCGAGGCAAGGAGUGCGGGCGCAUCCCUGUUGGAUGGAGGGGAAAGAAACAACCCAAGAAGGCUGUCAUUUCCUGGGCGGAGUUGGAACCCAGGCGGCCUCACCAUGAUGAAACAGGCAGCUGCUGCUGCAGUGGGUGGAGCCCUGGCAGUGGGGGCUGUGCCCGUGGUGCUCAGUGCCAUGGGCUUCACUGGGGCAGGAAUCGCCGCAUCCUCCAUAGCAGCCAAGAUGAUGUCCGCAGCAGCCAUCGCCAACGGGGGUGGGAUUUCUGCAGGGAGCCUGGUGGCUACUCUGCAGUCGGUGGGGGCAGCCGGACUCUCCACAUCAUCCAAUGUCCUCCUGGCCUCUGUUGGGUCAGUGAUGGGGGCCUGCUUGGGGGGAAGCAGACCCGCAACUGAACCCAAGGCUCAACCCAAGGCUGAAGGAGAUGAGGCAAGAGAAAAUGUACCCCAAGGUGAACCUCCAAAACCCCCAUUCAAGUCAGAGAAACAUGAGGAAUAAAGGUCACAUGCAGAUGCA
Callithrix jacchus (white-tufted-ear marmoset) is the source of this 562-nucleotide messenger RNA. RefSeq names its product interferon alpha inducible protein 27 like 2 (gene IFI27L2). Gene Ontology annotation, biological process: release of cytochrome c from mitochondria; intrinsic apoptotic signaling pathway. NCBI's taxonomy places the organism in Eukaryota, Metazoa, Chordata, Mammalia, Primates, Cebidae. The record is from RefSeq and is a predicted model, not a curated record. Gene Ontology annotation, cellular component: mitochondrial membrane.